AUGGACUAUGGUUAUGCAAGUGCAUAUAUAAUCAUUAAUUUAAACACUAACAAUUUAAUAUACCUGAAUGUUGAACAAGCAUUAGCUGAUUUGGCUACAUUUAUAAACAACAUUUCAAAUGAAAAUAACAAAUUGUUACUAAAUGCAAAAUGGGUAGUAUUUGGAGGAUCUUAUUCAGGAAGUUUAGCUGCCUGGUUGAGAAUGAAAUAUCCACAUCAAGUACACGCAGCAGUUUCAUCAAGUAGCCCUGUAAUAGGAACAAUAGAUUAUAAAGAAUAUUUUAUGGCUGUCCAAAAUACAUUAUCAAAUUAUAAUCCGRAAUGUGCAUCAUACAUAAGAAACGCAACUUUAACAAUAAGGGAUUUGUUAAAAACCAACAAUGGAGCAAGAUAUAUUGACAACAAUUUCAAUACCUGCAGUUACAUAAACGUAAAAAAUAAAAACGAUAGAGUUCAGUUGUUUAAUAACUUAGCUUUACCAAUUGGACUUAUUGCACAAUAUAAUAAAGAUAACAGAUAUAAUGACAAUUCUUUUUCAUUAGUAACAUUAUGUGAUAUGAUGUCAAACCAGUCGUUAGGAAAUCCAGUAAAUCGACAGUGGAUGUACCAAAUCUGUACACAGAUCGGAAAUUUUAUAACAUCGAAUAAACAAAAUCACUUAUUUGGUAACACCAUACCAUUAAACUAUUUUACAGAUAUGUGUAGAGAUAUUUUUGGAAAAUUUUAUAACCUAAAGGCAUUAUACAAAGCAAUUAAAAAAACAAAUAAGAUGUACCAUGAUUUAAAAUAUAAAACUAGCAGGGUUAUUUAUUUACACGGGUCUGCCGAUGCAUGGAAUACAUUAGGUCUUACUAAACUACAAACAAAAGACUCCAUUUCAAUUAUCAUUAAAGGAGUAGCUCAUUGUGCAGAUACAUAUCCGACUCGCAGUAUACAUUUAUUGACGUACUGCCCCAGUGUUGCUUGCUUUAAAAUUAAAAGCAUAAAGUUUCAUAGAUUUCCAAAGGAUCUUACAAAUCGACCGAGGGACGUUGACUCGGGCGAACGACUCGCAACACGAGGACACAAGACAUUGACACUUUCUGAACUAAGGUAUACCACCCCGUCGAGUAGCACCACUAUGUUUGCGAAGGGCGAGAUCGGUUUGAGCCGAUACAGCAAUGCAACAGCCACCCCAGCAACCAGAGAUCCAGUAGCCAACUCUUACCCCCGAGGAGACCGGUCUAUAGCUUGUGUUGGACAGUCGUGUACAUAA
Messenger RNA from Diuraphis noxia (Russian wheat aphid), 1254 nucleotides. RefSeq names its product putative serine protease K12H4.7. NCBI's taxonomy places the organism in Eukaryota, Metazoa, Arthropoda, Insecta, Hemiptera, Aphididae. The record is from RefSeq and is a predicted model, not a curated record. Gene Ontology annotation, molecular function: dipeptidyl-peptidase activity; serine-type exopeptidase activity. Gene Ontology annotation, biological process: proteolysis.